GUUUCCUCGGGGAACUCCGUUUUCCUCAAUCCAACUAUGACCAUGAUGAUUAUGAUGAUUGCAGGUUUUAUUUCCUAUCAUUCAGCUAGUGGGCGUUCAUCAUAGCAGUCGAAUGUCUAGCUGCGAGAUGGGUUCCCUUGUAUGUAUAGCUACAUGCAUGUGCGUAUACUUGGCAUGUUUGCUCUUCGCCGAUGGAUUGAAGAACUCUCACAUUGUGUGUCCCCCAUGCACGUGUGAGAGAGAUAUGCGCUAUGAAGGACUAAUGGUCAACUGCAUGGGACUGCGCUUAAAGAGCCUUCCUGUUCAGCUUCCCGUCAAUACCACGACAUUACUUCUCAGCAACAACGAGGUGACGAAUCUGACAGAACAGAUGUUUCAACGUUUCCCUCAUCUUCGAGCUCUUGACCUCUCUCAUAAUUCGAUCGUCACGAUCCAUGAAAAUGGCUUUAAGGGAAUAUCGAAGCUGAAGAAGCUAAACCUACAGUUCAAUCAGUUGGUGCUGGACUCGCAAACGUAUCACCCCAACGUGUUCAAGGAUCUCACGGAAUUAGAAGAAUUAAGGAUCGUAGAUAACGUUAACAACAUAGAUCACCCCAACGCCACAUACCCAGACCAGAGUUUUCAACACUUGACAUCCUUGAAGGUGCUGUAUCUUGAUGGACUUCCGACUGACUUUGGUCCUGGAUUUGGUCAGUUGAGGAAUCUGAGGAAUCUGACUUUAUCAGGGUAUAUGAAGUACUGUUAUCUACCCGUGCUGCAGAACACCACAUUCACAAAUGUACCAACAGUUCAACAUCUUAACAUCAGCAACUGUGACAUAAUCCGGACGGACCUUCUCACCUUUCAACCGAUGAAACAUAUUCAGUUGAUAGACAUCUCGGAUAACAGACAUCUUGGGUUUAAUAAUGCCACCAAUGCUACAUAUGGUCUUCAACAUUCGUCUCUACAAAUACUUCGAGCUAAUCGUAUAUAUCCUACCUGGGACGUAUGUUCACAUUUACGCGUUUCGCAUAUUAAGUACUUGAAACAGACCCAUUUGAGAGAGUUGCAUAUAGAUGGUAAUGGCAUAAUAGGAAUAGGCUUGAACGUUGUCAAUUAUAUGCCUCAAAGUCUUGAAAGACUUUUUGCUCGUUGGAACAAAUUUCAGUCGGGGUUCAUUUCAUUUAUGAACCCUCGCAUGCCUAUAAAGUUUCUUGAUAUUACGGGAAUAAACGUAGUUCAAAAGCCUUUCAUACCUCUACAAAGACACUUCAAUUCAAUUCCAACCCCGUGUCCACCAAAACUUAAAACCAUCAUUGCAUCCUGGUGUUCUCUGAAAGGCUCUAUUGGACACUUACAGCUUAUUAAGAGUAACAUAAGGAAGGUCAUUAUGAAACAUAAUUAUUUUACCGGCCUCGAAGGACCACUUGUAGGUUCUCAGAAAUUAGAAAUCUUUGACCUUUCCCACAAUGUACUUCAGACAAUUGGAAAUAAGGUUUUUGAAAAAGAUAAUUCAGUUGAAAUACUUAACCUAAGUUACAACCAUCUUGGGGUAGCUUUAAGAAAUGACAAGAGAGGAGAUAUCUUUGAAAGAUUAGGAAAAAUUCGACAUCUGGACCUUUCAGGAAAUUCCAUUUCAUGUUUGCCUACCAGAAUAUUUAGAGGUCUGAGAAAUGUCAAGACCAUAAACUUGACUGACAAUUAUUUGACUUCGUUUCACGCCUACCUUAGUAAGAGCAUGACAAAGCUUGACCUCGGUGGGAAUAAAAUACAAAUGGUGCCUCCCCACGUUCUGGAGCAAUUUGACAAAUUACCUACGUUGUUGGUAAAUCUAGGCUAUAACCCGAUAUCCUGUACAUGUGAAGGAUUAUACUUCUUAAGAUGGUUGAGUGAAAAUAAACAUCGCGUCCUUGGCGUUGAAGCAAUGUCUUGUAGUAUGGAGCGCUAUAUUACAAAUGACUCUCAAAUUACAAACUUAGACGUGAUUAUUGGAAUUUUAGCCAAACAGUGUAGUGCUGUCAACAUCGUAACCAUUUCGGUGUCCUUAUCUUUACUCAUAUUACUUCUUGGGGUUAUCUUCGUUGCGAUUUGUUAUCGUCACAGAUGGAAGCUCCGUUACCUCUACCAUGUUGGGAGACGGGGCUAUCAAGUUCAACACGCUGUAGACAAUGUUCCUGAUGAUUUGUUUGAAUACGAUGUAUUCGUGUCCUAUGCAGCGCCGGAUAGAAGAUUCGUCAUUGACUCUAUGAUGCAAGAGCUUGAGACAAAGGCCGAACUGCGCAUGUGCAUCCAUGAUAGAGACUUCCUGCCAGGGGAGGUAAUCGCUACGAACAUCGUUGACACCAUUCAAAGAAGCCGGAAGACCUUGAUUGUUUUGUCCCCUUCGUUCCUGAAGAGUCACUGGUGCGAGUUCGAGUACAAUAUGGCCAUUAUGGAAGGAGUGCAUCGAAGACAGAACAUAGUGAUAGUAGUUCUGUAUGAGUAUGUACCGAUCAAGGACUUACCAAAGGACCUGGCGGUAAUGUUUCGAAAUAACUCCUAUUUGGAAUACAGCGAGGAGGUGUUCGGAAACGUGGUUUUCUGGCGAAAUGUAGUGGAGGCAAUAAACACCACGAGAAUCGCAGACUGAGGGACUGUCAGGUUCAGCCAUGGUUACGUAUCUAUUGCAGAGACAGACUGUUUCAAAAUGUAUUCAGUCAAUACAUCCAAUCUCAUUAAAAUCAGACCUUCGUUCUCGCUACCGCUAAACAAAGAUC
Haliotis rufescens (red abalone) is the source of this 2735-nucleotide messenger RNA. Its product is annotated as toll-like receptor 4. Gene Ontology annotation, molecular function: transmembrane signaling receptor activity; protein binding. Bases 113 to 2608 code for a protein of 831 amino acids. Gene Ontology annotation, cellular component: membrane. Lineage: Eukaryota; Metazoa; Mollusca; Gastropoda; Lepetellida; Haliotidae. Gene Ontology annotation, biological process: immune response; toll-like receptor signaling pathway. The record is from RefSeq and is a predicted model, not a curated record. The transcript has 2 exons.